AGACAGUGCGGCAGCCCGUUCAGGAGACGCGCGUGCGCGGAUCGCCCGGGGCGAGCGCAUCGGCGUCGCGCGUCCUGUUGCGCAUGCUCGGAUCCCACUGCCCGACCGGGGAUCAGCGCACCUGCGUGUCUGCAGCACGGCCCCGCAUCGCACCCGGGCAUCCCGCGCCGGGCCAUGACAGCGCACUCCUUCGCCCUCCCGGUCAUCAUCUUCACCACGUUCUGGGGCCUCAUCGGCAUCGCCGGGCCCUGGUUCGUGCCGAAGGGACCCAACCGCGGAGUGAUCAUCACCAUGCUGGUGGCCACCGCCGUCUGCUGUUACCUCUUCUGGCUCAUUGCCAUCCUGGCUCAGCUGAACCCCCUGUUUGGGCCCCAGCUGAAGAACGAAACCAUCUGGUACGUGCGCUUCCUGUGGGAAUGACCCGCCGCCGCCUCUGGCCCCAGGUGCUCCAGCUCUCUGGAUGGCCCUGGCCCGACUGUCCCUGAUGGCCCCUCCAUCCCUCCCUCCCCCUACAGCUGUGUCCGGGUCCUCCUCCCCCCAGCCCUCUCCUGCUGGCUCCCUGGACCCGCACCUCCAGGGCCUGCCUGUUCUAGAAAGUACCACCUUCACAGCCAGUCCCGGCCCUCAGGGAAGCCCUGAGUGCAGAGUCGGGCUAGGGCCAGGGAUAUCUUCUUGAAUUUCCACUGCUCUGGCGUUUUCCCUUCCUCCUAAGUAGAUCCUGGCUAAGGACCUGAUGCAGGUGAGAUCUUUCUUUUACAAAUGGGUCAGAAGCCAGGACUCAGGCCAGCCCAAGGGAGGACACGUGUCCUUGUAGAGAAGGGGCAUCCAGCCCAGGGUGCUCCGAGCCAGGCGGGGAGUCGGGUGCCCGGGGCCACCAGCUCUGCCACCACCCUGUUGUGAGAAGGAGAAGCUCUGUCCUGUCACGUCCAAGGCCUUUUCGAGCUCUGGCAUGGAAUGGGAUUAUUCUUUAAUUUUGCGACACAUCUAGAUGUGAAAUUUCUGAAAAUACUGAAGGAAAAGAGAAACAUUCACAUUUAAAAAAGCAACAUCAUUAUUUGGGUCAAGAUUGAAACCUCGAUGUUUAGCAUCCUUUGUAGUUAGUUAUAAAGUCACUUAAAUUGACUUGCUGGGAAAGUUGUGUCCCAGAAUACUCUGUUCACCUUCCCUCCCUGCCCCAACCUGGGCCUCCCCCUGUAGAUAGUGCGCCUCCCUCCCAGCCUGAGCAUCUGAGCACAGUGGCGGCCCCAGGAGGCCUGGGUUCUGCCCCGUUGGGCUGGGGUAGGGCAGAGUUCAGUUCUGGAACCUCACAGCAGUGUCUGAGUGCUGGAGCUGGGGUGAGGGGAGGCGCGGUGUGACUGGCACCGUGUGCUCAGGCCUCUGUCCCGAGCGCGCCUGGUUCUGUGCCGGGGACGGUGGGGCAGAGAAUGGUGCCGCCCGGCAAGGCUGGGCAGCAGGACAGACCCUCGGGACCCCCCACCUUGCCCUCAGUCCUCCAGGAGAGAGAGCUCAGACAUCAGACACUUGCCGAGCUCCCAGCAUAGUCGGGUCAGAGCUCACCCACCUUGUCUGGCCCCCAGCUGGUGGCCUGUCCUCACUGCCUCUCAGGGAAGAGAAGCCAGCCUCGCUUAUUUGUCGACUCCUUAUUUGGCCUGCCUUCCCACUCAGUGGGCAGUGUGUUGGCACAGCAGUAGAAUGCCACGUGUCCUGCCAGAUGUCUUGGUUCUGGGCCUGCCGCUCAGGGCUCAGGCUGGGCCCCACGACCCCCUUCACUUGCUUCCCCUCCCGACCUUGGGGCCUUCGCGGGAGUGAGGCUGUCGCGUGUGACUUGUACUGAGCACCUGACUCGUGUCUAAUAAAU
This is a messenger RNA of Propithecus coquereli (Coquerel's sifaka), 1858 nucleotides long. RefSeq names its product ATPase, H+ transporting V0 subunit e2 (gene ATP6V0E2). Gene Ontology annotation, molecular function: proton-transporting ATPase activity, rotational mechanism. The transcript is spliced from 4 exons. Gene Ontology annotation, biological process: proton transmembrane transport. Gene Ontology annotation, cellular component: proton-transporting V-type ATPase, V0 domain. Bases 175 to 420 code for a protein of 81 amino acids. Lineage: Eukaryota; Metazoa; Chordata; Mammalia; Primates; Indriidae. The record is from RefSeq and is a predicted model, not a curated record.